This is a messenger RNA of Strongylus vulgaris, 339 nucleotides long. NCBI's taxonomy places the organism in Eukaryota, Metazoa, Nematoda, Chromadorea, Rhabditida, Strongylidae. The record is from the annotation of a GenBank genome assembly.
AUGGUCUCCAGGAACAUCUGGAUGGCAGAUGCCGUUGCUUAUAAUACGGGCAUUCAGUUGUAUGUGUCCACGCUGGACGGACGACAAAGAUUCUUAAACACUGAAUCACCACACAGCAUACAUCUGCAGGAUAUGGCGGCCAAGCUCUUAUGUGGGCUUUGGGAUGGUAGAGGCGAAGAAGGCGAAAGGGAGAUGGUUGAUGCACUGGAGGUUCCUUUAAGGCGUCUCGGACUUGCGGAGGAAUGCGCUGGAGCAGUAGCAUUUCUUGUAUCUGAUGACGCAAAGUAUAUCACUGGUGAAACAAUACUAAUAAGUGGUGGAGUACAUGCCAGACUGUAA